UUUUUGUUUUCUUCGUAAUUUCAUUAAUUAGUCAACUCGUCGGUUCCUUUGUCAUACUCAAAGCAUAAAUUUUUUUUAGAAAUUUUAUAUUAUAGCAUGGAACCUAAAGAUAAGGAAAGUGUUAAGGAGGAUUUGGUUACUACAAAGCCGACUUUACUAAAUGUUAUGUGUUCAAUUUGUUUCGAUUUUUAUGAAAAUAAUGAUCAAAUUUUUUCCACAACCUGUGGUCACAUAUUUCACAAGAAAUGUUUGUACAUCGCACUUAAAAAUUCAAAGACCUGCCCAGAAUGUCGUCGCCCAUCGGGAAGCAACCGAGUACAUCCUAUAUUCCUCAAUUUUGGUGAGCGCACCGAAAUGGACUUGAAAUGGAAUGAAUCGAAUGCUUCUGAUGCCUAUGCAAAUAUACCUAUUUGGACACCAAUAUAUGGUUUAGAAUGGAAUGGUUCACAACGUGUCCCACAGCCUCCACCAGAACCAGACGAAGCAAUUCAAGCAGGUACAGAUUCCGAAGGUAAUCCCACAUAUGUGGCUCGUGUUUAUUUCCAAGACGAUCUUCUGCCGGCCGGUUAUGUGCCAUCUAAAGGAGUUGCAUAUGCGUCGCACGGUUGUCAUGGGUAUACGUUGAGUGAAAAUAUCGAAUUAUUGAAUAAUUUCAAACACCAAUGGGUAGCCGAUUCAAAUGGUCACGUACCAGAAGGUGCUGUAGUUGGCGGAUAUAGUGAAACCGAGGAGGAUUUGUAUAUAGCACGAGCACAAUAUAACGAUAAGAUAUUGUUGGGAAAGGUACAUCCUUCGCACAGGGUAAUGUAUAUGCCAUACAAUGGCAUUGAAGUGCAUACAACUGAAUAUGAAGUAUUGGUGCAAGAAAAGGUCACUGUUCAAAGUGUUGGAGAAACGAAUAAUGAAGCUUAAACGGAAAUAAGCAAAUAUUUAAUAACGCACUUGACACUGCAACAUAUAUAUACAUACAUAUUCGUUGGAUUAUUAUAUUAUUAUUAUUACUAUUAAAAAUAAUCAGUUAUACGGCCGCAAAUACAAAAAAUCCCUAUCUUUUCAUAAACAUUUUUUUUUAUAAAUAUGAAAGUCAUAAGUGAUAUUAGAAAAAAAUGUAAUAAAUCUUUAAAUUGUACUUAAUGUUAUGUAAAUAUAUAAAAAUUUAAUUAAAAAUAUACUAAACCAAAAACUU
This is a messenger RNA of Bactrocera dorsalis (oriental fruit fly), 1186 nucleotides long. RefSeq lists its product as uncharacterized. The record is from RefSeq and is a predicted model, not a curated record. NCBI's taxonomy places the organism in Eukaryota, Metazoa, Arthropoda, Insecta, Diptera, Tephritidae. Bases 97 to 912 code for a protein of 271 amino acids. The transcript has a single exon.